Molecule: messenger RNA, 694 nt
Organism: Rosa chinensis
Lineage: Eukaryota; Viridiplantae; Streptophyta; Magnoliopsida; Rosales; Rosaceae
Product: ATP-dependent RNA helicase SUV3, mitochondrial
Exons: 4
Coding region: 7-333 (108 amino acids)
Molecular function (GO): hydrolase activity, acting on acid anhydrides
Source: RefSeq, a predicted model, not a curated record
AAAGUGAUGCUCAGAAUGAUCAAGUUGACUAAAUUUGCUUGGGAUGGCAUAUUUACACCAGGGACACUUCAGAUACCAAAAACACCAGGUGCACUCAAAGAGCUUGAAUCCAUUCAAAAGGUAUUGGAUCUGUAUGUUUGGUUGAGUUUCCGAUUAGAGGAGUCAUUCCCAGACCGUGAGCUUGCAUCUUCACAGAAGUCCAUCUGCCACCUGUUGAUCGAAGAGUUUCUAGAGAGAUUUGGUUUGCAAAAGCAGAGGCCCAAGGCCAAGAGAUUAGCUUCAAAUACUACCUUAACUUCCCUAUUGUCCCAAAAGAACAUAGCCUACUUGUGAGAUAUUUAUCAUUUCUUCAACUUGUCUAUUCCUUUCUUCUAUGCUCAGUUAGAUCAUGCAGAAGCUUGAGAAAACUUGGAAUUCCUAAAGAUCUCCGCCUUCAAUCUGAUAUCUAACCAUACAUCAACUUCUCAGACAGCAAUAAGCUCCAGUCUUUUUAAGAAAAGCUCGGCGCUUCUGAUUUGUAUUUUAUAUUUUUGUUUUUAGCAAAAAUGUAAAGUAGCUCAAAUUGUAAUUAUUAAUGAUCGUAAUCAUUUGUUCUUGUUGUAUGCAACAUGGGUGACAGCAAUCUAAUUAAAGUAGUGGAAGAGUUUUCUUCUUCCCCUGUACGAGUCUCUCUCUGUCCGGAGUUUGUAUUCAU